This is a messenger RNA of Papilio machaon (common yellow swallowtail), 2829 nucleotides long. RefSeq names its product protocadherin-16 (gene Cad96Cb). Gene Ontology annotation, biological process: homophilic cell-cell adhesion. The transcript has 17 exons. The record is from RefSeq and is a predicted model, not a curated record. Gene Ontology annotation, cellular component: catenin complex; plasma membrane. Bases 108 to 2597 code for a protein of 829 amino acids. Gene Ontology annotation, molecular function: calcium ion binding; cadherin binding. Lineage: Eukaryota; Metazoa; Arthropoda; Insecta; Lepidoptera; Papilionidae.
CGUGGCGUGGAAGCAACACGGACAGGGUGGGACGCAGUCGACUGCGGCGUGGGUGCGUUGCUGGCCCGGUGCGGCGCGGCGCGGUGGCGGCAUGGUGCGGUAGCAAUAUGGCGCUACCGCUAUGGAUAGCCGCACUUGUGAUCGUGGCGCCCUCUGUACGGACACAAGAGGGCGGGCCGAACGACAGCAGCGCAGCGUGGCCCGCGCUAGCCAUCGCGCUGUCCAUACGCUCGCGUGCGGUCCAGGACAGCCGGUGCUAUCUGAUGAAUGGCGGCGCUGUGGAGAGCUUCUUCAUCAGCGAGGACACGCCCGUCGGCAGCGUCAUUGGUACCCUGAGUGUCAACGGCGACCCUAGCGCGGAGGGCGACAUCGCACUGUCGGUGUCGGAGCGCGGCGCGGGGCUGGUCAUCGCGCCCGGCACCAAGAACCUGACGCUGGCGCGUGCGUUGGACCGCGAGGAGCGCGCCGGCCCCAGCAGCCUUUACGUGAACGUGCGCUGCGAGCGUCGCCACACCACUGACCCGAGCUUUUUGAUACCUGUGUCUGUACGGGUGUGGGACGUGAACGACAAUGCGCCGGUGUGGCGCGGGGCACCGUACAGCGCGCGCGUGUCCGAGCUGGCGGCGGUGGGCACACGCGUGCUGGCCGCGCCCGCAGCCGACGCCGACCAGCCCGGCCCGCACGCCACCGUGCACUACGCAGUGCUGCCCGGGCCCUACAGCGAGUACAUCGGGUUUGCAAACGAGCUGGACAGCAUGCUGGUGGUGAAGAAGCCGCUUGACUACGAGAGCGUGCGCAACUUCACGGUGCGGCUGCGCGCGCAGGACCAGGGCGCGCCGCCGCGGUACAACGACACCGAGCUAUAUGUGCAGGUACUGGACGCAGACGACCAGAACCCCAAGUUCACACAUGACCACUACACGGCCCUUCUGCCCGAUGAUGUAAAGGAGGGCACGGUGCUGGAGACGCUGCCGGGGCCGAUCUCCGCAGAGGACCAGGACGCGGGCAUUCGGGCGCCGCUACAGUACUCGCUGGGCGGGGCGGGGACCGGGGCGGGGGCCGGGGCGGGGGCCGGGGCCGGCGGGGGAGGAGCGCCGGUCACCGUGGACCGCGACACCGGCCGCGUGGCCGCCACCAGCAUGCUGCUCGACGUAGACCUGCCCAUCACUGUCGUCAUCAAGGCGACGCAGGUGGACAACCCGGACCGGUACGCGCUGGCGGCGCUGGAGGUGUCGCGCGGGGCGCGGGGCGGGGCGCGGCGCGUGCGCUUCCUGCGGCGCGAGUUCGCGGCGCGCGUGCGCGAGGACACCGCGCCCGGCCUGGCCCUGCUCGCGCUGCACACCGCGCCCGCACAGAGUCCGCUGCAGUUCUACGUGUCGGACAAGAGUUUCCUGGACAAGUUCGCGAUCAACAGCGCGGGCGAGGUGCUGCUGCGGCGCGCGCUCGACUACGAGACAGCGCAGCACUACCACUACCAAGUCAUGGUCACCGACGGACUCUCCAAUGAUACGGCGGCUGUGAAUAUAAGCGUGAUAGACGUCAACGAAUGGGAGCCGCGCUUCCGCUUCCCGCACUACGAGUUCCGCGUCGAUGUGGACGCGACUGCGCACCACGACCACCUCGACUUCACAAGCAGCGGCAUCAGAAGCGUGGAGGAGGACGCAGCAGAGGCGGGGGAUGUUGCGGGCGACGUGCGCGUGGGCCGCCUCGACGUGCACGACGGCGACGGCGCGGACACGGUGACCAUCUCCCUGCGCGGACCCGAUGCAGAGCUGCUGUACGUGAGGGAGGGUGGCGAGUUGUUCCUGCGGCGGUCAGCGCUGGCGGCGCUCAACUCGUCCGUGCUGCACGUGGUGGCCACCGCCGUGGACUCCGGCAGUCCUCCCCGACAGACGUCUGUGCCGGUGUCGGUGCACGUGGCGGGCGGGGGUGCCCUGGGCGCAGGCGGGGGCGAGCGGGGCGCGCGCGCCGGCGUGCUGGGCGGCUUCGCGGCCGCGCUGGCGCUACUGCUGCUGCUGGUGCUGGUCCUGCUCGCCUACAUCUGCCACGCUAGAAGGCGUCGAAGUAAAAAAGCUGUCGAGUCCGUGGUGGCGUUACCGCCGGAGAAACCGGCGAGCGCGGGCAACGGCGCCACCGUGCUGGUGGGCGGCGGCGGGUGCGCGGGGGGCGCGACGGGUGUGGGGGGUGCGGGGGGCACGGUGGGCUCCGGCUCGUUACUGAGCGUGUCGGCGGGCGCGAGCACCAUCCUCGCCGGGUCCACGGCCAGUCUCGAGCGCCUCGACCCGCCCAGUGCAACAGUGAACAGUAGAGUGUCGCACAGGUUCCCCGCCAAGAGCAAGGUGGCGCCCGCGCCGCCGGCGGUGGGUGCGGUGGGUGCAGGGGGUGCGGGGGGUGCGGCGGGUGCGGGGGGUGUGAUGAGCGACCACCUGGACGCGCGGUGCACGGGGCGGUCGGGCGUGGCGUGGCCCAGCGCAGUAAUUCCGGCGCGCGUCAAGAAGCUCAGCUGGGACGAUGCGCAGGGUGAGCCCGAGAAGGAAGUGAACGAAGCGACGAACUCCGCGGUGACUGAGCACAUGAACCUCACCGUCUAUUUCUGAGCCGCUCUGCUGCAAGCUGCGCGUUGCAGACUGAGCUGCUGACUGAGCUGCUGACUGAGCAGUGUGAGCUACGAAAGACGUGCAACGUCGCUAUUUAAAGGAACAAUUGGACUUACAGAUUAACUAUUUAAUUGUUAUUAAAUAUAUGUACAAACAGAAUUAAUAAUAUUUUAAGUAAAAGUCUUGCCAAUUUUACUGUUUUUAAAAUUUAUUAUCGUUGUAAUAAGUAAGU